AUGAAGAUCUUCACUAUCCUCUCUGCGGCCAUCUUCGCGACUUCCGUGGUUGCAAUCCCCGCGACGAACCCUCUCCGAGCCAGAGAAGCUAGCACGCUUCAGGCCAGAGAGAGCGACUGCAGCUGGUGUUGCCGCAGAAACAAUACCGUCAUCUGCGGUAGCAUCAAAGAUUGUGUGUGUGAUGACGGUCCUGAUGAUGAUGGAAAUGACGAUGAAGAUGAUGACGGUGAUGAUGAAUGA
Molecule: messenger RNA, 240 nt
Organism: Penicillium antarcticum
Lineage: Eukaryota; Fungi; Ascomycota; Eurotiomycetes; Eurotiales; Aspergillaceae
Exons: 3
Coding region: 1-240 (79 amino acids)
Source: RefSeq, a predicted model, not a curated record